Molecule: messenger RNA, 36950 nt
Organism: Pelobates cultripes (western spadefoot toad)
Lineage: Eukaryota; Metazoa; Chordata; Amphibia; Anura; Pelobatidae
Source: the annotation of a GenBank genome assembly
CAACAUUCCACCUCUGACCAUGCAUGCAGACUGUGAGUGUGGCGCUCAAGGCAGCUCCCUCUCUCACCUGGAGUAAAUCACCAGCCUCUCAUGCCUUUAUCUCUCCUGGACUGGGGAAAGUAACACAUUGUAGUGAUGGUGUCCCAUCUCACGUGUCUUCUUCUGCUGGGAUUGAUCGGCAUUUCCAAGAAGUCUGAAGGUUUGCCUUUCAAUAGCAGCUUGAAGGAACCUUUCCAGAUCCCCAACAUCACUGGGUUUUUCUCCUGGAAUAACUACAGCCUGGCUGACUGGCAGAGCUUUGUGGGCAAGAAACGCUAUGGAGCAGAAUCCCAAAACCCCAUGGUGAAAGCCCUGCUUAUCGUGGCUUAUUCCUUCAUCAUCUUCUUCUCUCUGUUUGGGAAUGUGCUUGUCUGCCAUGUGGUUAUCAAGAAUAAGAGAAUGCAUUCAGCAACCUCCUUAUUCAUCAUAAACUUGGCAGUGGCUGACAUAUUAAUAACUCUCCUCAACACGCCUUUCACCUUGGUAAGGACUUCGAUUAACACAAAACUCCUUUAGCAGAACUAUAAUAUGCUUUAACAUGUGCUUCGUAUACUGUGUACUUGCAUAGACGACUAUCCUUGGAAUCAGAGCUGUGAUGGUGUGUUUUUAAAUGUACAUUUCUACUGAAUAUCUUCUUGAUGGUGUCAGACCAUGGAAGCAUUUGUAGAAAUAAAUAUUGAGGUUUAUUAUGUAUGAUAGAAUUGAGACCAAAAGAGCCCUAUCCAGGUUUAAUAUUCCAGUUAUAAAAUGUAUAGAUCAUGGGCAAAAAUCUGGGGGGAGAAUUCUUAAUUAGGCACUAAUAUACGAAUGACUACAAGGCCCAUCAUCCUUGGGAUAGUAAUGACAUUUUGUAUCAUUUUGAACAUUGGGGAGACUGCAACAGCUGGAGUUUCAGUGUCGGUAUAACUUUAUUACAUUAACAUUAUUACACUCAGGUUACAUCAGUUCUGCUCACUUUCUGUGUCUCUCCACCUUUUACUUGGGUCUAUAUACUGUGCUGUUGAAUACCAGGUAAGUGAACACAGGGUUGGCACUCAGAGGGUUAAAUACUUAUUAUGUAUAUAUAUAAACAAAAGGUAGGAUAUCUGUCCAAACAGUGAGUCAAUCAUAAAUGAAUACAUAACUUGACUUUAUGUCCCUUCUUAGAUUAGGAGUUAGGGAGACCUGUUUUAAUUUGAUGUGGAUAUUUAUACAAUUAAAGUGCUACCUUCAUGUUUAUAUCAGCAACAUAUGUCACGGCUUUGUACAAUGAGUAACUAAAGAUACAAGUAGUUUGGGCUGUUUGUGGAUUCAGAAUUCCCAAACUGUCUAUUAUGUUUCAGGUGGAGAACAGCUAUAGAAAAGCCAGGAGAGCAGAUUCCUGGUCUUCAGAGCUUGCAUGCUGCGUAUAUCUUAAUGGUAGGCAUAUGCAAUUCAUAGAACUCUUACUAUUAUGUUUCCCAAAUCUCAUCAUCCUAACUUGAAAAAAAAUAAAUGUCUAACUGACAAGUCACCACCACUCUGUCCCCAAAUAUCUGCUUCCAGGUUGUUAAAAAAGUAACAGGGCCACCACUUCACAGACUGCUAAAUACACACACAGUCCGCUAAAUACACACACACACAAACAUACACACAGUCCGCUGAAUGUGGGGGGUGGUGGUGAUGUGUGUGUGGAGAGGUAGGGGUGCUGUGUGUGUGGAGGUAGGGGUGCUGUGUGUGGGGGGGGUAGGGGUGCUGUGUGUGUGGGGGGAUGGGGUGCUGUGUGUGGGGGUAGGGGUGCUGUGUUUGGGGGUAGGGGUGCUGUGUGUGAGGGGUUAGGGGUACUGUGUGUGUGGGGUUAGGGGUGUUGUGUGUGGGGGGGGCUGAAGACACAUUACUUUUUUUUAUUUUUUUUAAACAUAUUGAAUCAGUAAACCCCCCCCCCCACCUUCUUCUUACCUUUGGUGAAGGGGAGGGGGGGAACACAGCCAUCCCUGGUGGUCCGGUUGUGUGUAGGACAGGAGUACAGGUCCUGCAGCUCUCCUGCCUGUCCUCCCGCGCGAUGCUAUGUGGAGCGUUGCCAUGGUAACGCGUGGCAACGCACCACACAGCUCGUUGGGAGGACAGGCAGGAGAGCUGCUUCCUAGAUGCCCCCCCCUGCUUCCGGUCCUGCCGCACGGAAGCAGAGUAGGCGCCUGCCGUUUUGGGCAGGCAGGUGCCUACUCAGCAUUGAUGAGGAACCUAUGUCCGCGUGUCCACGGAGAGGGCCUGGCGUGCCAUAGGUUCGCCAUCACUGCCAUAAGGCAUUUCAGCUUUCUAAAGUGCUUUAUCGGUGAGGAGUAUCCUAUUUUAACCCCCAUUUAUAAAACUGAGAAAUCAACACUUGUAUAAUUUAAUUAUGGAACAGCCCCCCCAGCUGUCAGGGGAGAUAACGGAAGUGGCAGGUGCUUGCCGCCUCACCCACACACCUCCAGCACCUCCACAGGCCUCAGACCCACUGGGAAACUCCACGCCUCCACAGGCCUCACCCACGGGGAAACUCCGUGCCUCCACUGGCUUCAGAACAGACGUUCGAGCAAGUGCGCACUAGCGCGCACACAGAUUGAGAGGUGUUACAGUGUGAGAUCUGGCUAAGGAUGCAGUUCAUAAGAGCUGCAGCUUUUGCAAGCACUUUUAAGAUAUAUCCCCAUUGAAUACAGGUAUGAAAAUUGCAUUUAUUCACUGAGAGUAUAUGUACUAAGUAGUGAUUUAUGUUUUAUAUAAAAAACAAACAAAAAACAAUCGUUUAAGCCUGCUACUCAUACAGGGGAAAGGGGGCAUUUAAUGGAUCUGCCAUGCCAAGAAUGAGGAAAUCAGUGUUAGUGUCAUGGCAGAAGCUGCUUGUCUAAAUGUUUGUAUUUGUCAUUAUACGCAGAGUUGUAAAUUUGUGCAACUGAGUAGAUGCACGUGUCCACCUUUUAGAGUUUGUCACUAAACCCAGCAGCUCUACACCAGCAGCUCUGGAUUCUCUCCCAGGUGAAAGGAUGCUACACAUGCAAACACACAUUUUGCUGCCCCCCAAAAUGAGUCUUUGCCUGUGUGUCUUACAACCCCCCUUUUGUCCCUCUUACCCAACCUUUUUGCCCCUUUUGUGUCUUUUUCCCCAUUUUAAGGAUUAUAUCCACCUUUUGUGUUUUUAUAUCCCCUUUGUGGCUUCUUUUGUGUCUUAUCCACCCUUUUAAAUCUCACCCCCUUUAGUGUAUAUUAUGAUCUUUGUGCCCCUCUUGCGUUUCUUCCCCACUUUGUGCCUUUUAACUUCCCUCUGUCUCUUUUGCUCCCCCGUACAUCAAGCAGCUUUGUGUCAGAUUGGGUAGAGGAAGAAGAAAACCCUCUACCACGGUACAGAUAGUGACAGUCAAUAGGGGGGAGCUCUGUGUACCCUAACCUGCCAGUCCCUUUAAAACCCUUUAAAAUCAACCCACCUUUACUGUGGCACCAAUCUGUCUGAUUGUGUUCCAGAGCACAUGAAGUACAAGGAACUAUGAGGGUCAUUUUUAAAGUUAAAAUAGCCAAACUGGAUAAAUUCUGUAAAUCAGCGAUGUUUCCCUUUGGCCUUAAAUUUGAAAAUCACUUUGAAUUGACAUUGAAUUCUCACUUUAGUAAAUAAGCCUGUACAUUCUCCCCAAACCAUUUCAGGUAAAAUAGUUGUUGGUCAUUUUUGUCACUGUUACAGAUUGGGUUUGUUCAUUAUCUAGUCAAAUAUAAGUGAUCGACUCUAUCUUUGUGCAAACUUGGCUGUCAAUAGAGAAAUUUAAAAAAAGUUUUUAUUUGUUAAGUACCGUAUAUACAUUUUUUGUGCUGAAAAAACCCCACUUGUCUUAUACUCGAGUCAAUGUCUGUAUUAUGGCAACUUAUAUUGCCAUAAUACAGACCAGGACCGCCGGGCUCAUUACAAGCCCAGCGUUCCUGUUGGGGGCUGGCAGAGAGCUGUUACUUACCUUUCCUGCAGCUCCUGUCAGCUCCCUUCACCUCCGUGCCGGUCAGCUCCCUUCUCCUCCACUGUAAGUCUCGCGAGAGCCGCGGGGUAAGAGCGUUGCCACGGGUUAAUGCCACUGGACCACCAGGGAAUGAGAGCCCCCCUCCCUGGCCAGCUAACAAGCAGGGAGGGGGGACAAAAAAAUAUAAAUACAAAUUUAAAUAAUAAUAUAAUAAAACAUUUAUAAUAUUAAAAUAAAAUAAAAAUAAUAAUAUUAAAAAAACACAAAAUUUAAUAUUAAAAUAAUAAUAAUAAUUAAAAAAAAAAUGCCCACCCCCCCACCAUGGUUACACACUCUGCAUUACACACUGCAUUCAUACACACACACACACUGCAUUCAUACACACACACUGCAUUCAUACACACACUGCAUUCAUACACACUACACACACUGCAUUCACACACACACACUCUGCAUUAUAUACACACACACUGUAUUCAUUAUAUACACAAAAUAAAUAUUAAAUUAAUGUAAUUUUUUGGGGGAUCUAAUUUUAUUUAGAAAUUUACCAGUAGCUGCUGCACUUCCCACCCUAGUCUUAUACUCGAGUCAAUAAGUUUUCCCAUUUUUGGGGGGUAAAUAUUAGGGGUCUCGACUUAUAUUCAGGUCGACUUAUACUCGAGUAUAUACGGUACUGGUACUUAAUUAAAAAAAAAUAAUAAUUAAAAUAAGAAAUACUCAUUCUAACAAAGUAUUCAAUAAAUAGCCUUUUUUUUCUGCUAUACCCUUGGUGCAAACCAUUACACACUGCACAUGGCUAUGAAUACCCCCUAGGGACCCACAUGAUAUGAGCAGCCAGUGUGAACAGGUAGGUUAACGGUAAGUAGGUACAGGCAGGUAAACAGGUAGGUUAAUGUGAUGUUAUCCUCCAGGGAACCGAGGAAAAAAUUGUCUUGUCUUGAUUUUUUUUCCUACCUAAUUAAGUUCCCAGAAUCCCAGCCUAUCACAUGACAUAUCACUGGAAAACCCAGGCUGUCCGCUUUACAAUACAGCAGGGAUUGAUAGAGUAGCUCAAAAUAAUAAAAGGAGAUGCAUGUGAAUGAAAUGUCCAGUACAAAGGACACAAGUUAAUGGGCUGGGUCUCAGGAGGAUGUGUGGGCAAAGCCCAUGUGAGGUCUGGUGGGACAAAUGACAGCAGUGUUCUAGCGUUAAUCCCAGCACAUAAUGUGAGCCAACAACUACACUCACAUAUCUGGCACUUCGAGGGUUAAUUGUCUAGCCAUUACAGAUGGCAGCGUGAGGUUUAAGGCAGCAUUAGAAGAUGACUUUACAAAGUGUUAAAAUAUAAUAAAUAUUAAAUACUGUGAGAUUACUAAAAGUCAACGUAGGAUUUAAAAAUUUUUUCUGUAUAAGUCAUCUAUAAAUCUAAAACCGAUACCUAAUAUUCUUACAAUGCUCCCAAACCAGGGCAUUUAACUCCUGAUGGCUGUGAACGUGCUGCCUGCACUUUAAGGCUCCUUGUGCUAAUAUAUAGUAUGUUUACCUAGAACAUUAAUAAUAUAGAUCACCUUUUUAUUACUGUCAGCCCGUGCUUCUUCCAGCUUGGUAUUUCAUUACUGUCUGCCAUUUGCAUUUAUGUCAUUCCUGAACAUUUAGACACCUUCUCUAGCCCAUAGCUUGUCUGCAGCUCAGUCUAGGAAUAGAAAAUUCUUAUAUAUCAGGGUAUUGUUUGUGAAGGGGGCUGGGUUGUGGGGUCAAUAUUUCUAGUAAUAAAUGAAAACAUAUUCGCCAAAAAUCACUAAAUAUGGAAGAACCAGCAGAAACACAUUCAAUUGAGUCCUAUGGGAUGCUUUUAUUGAAUAAGAUCAAUGAUUCGACCUUGACGGACACAGAUUUUAUCUUGUUUCGAAUUUCCAUUCAUUUUGGUUUUCUGCAAUAUUUAUGCGUUAAGCGUACAAAUCUCAUGAAAGUUAAGAGGGUUUCCUAAUCAGAUUUCUCAGAAUGAAAUAACACAGGAAAAGGCUAGGGAAUGACUGCUACGUCUGUAUUUCUUUUAAUCGAAAGCUUGGAUUUCUUCAUGUUGAGAUGUUCUAUUUCCGUUUAUAAUAAUUCACAUUAUAAUUCACUGGGAGUUGGAGAUGCUGAAAUCCCAUUCAGGAAGAAACGUAAGGGCUGAUCAAAAGGAUAAAGGCAACGAAAGCGAACCUUUAGAUCCCCAGCUGUUGUUGACAAAAUGCUCUCAAUGUCUGGAUGAGUUCUGAUUGAAUGUUAUAUGUUGACCGGGAUGGUAAAUGAAGUCUGAAAUGUUACUUUGAUUUAGGAGUUUAUUCAUUCAAGAGUGGACCCACAAGGUGAGAAUCUUAAAUUGCUAGCAGAAUUAUCAUCUUGAAUAUUUACCAUAAUGUUAUAAGACACCCGAGCCAAAAUAGCCAGCAUACCAAUAGGGAGAGGAGCUAGAAGGGCACCCCAUGUGAAUCUGAGCUAAAGACGGAACGUUUCCCCCACUGAACGAGGUCCUGAGCCAGAUGCUCUAUUACGGGGCCCCAUUGGGAUUUCCCCUAAGGCAAGGCUCUUACCCUUAUUGCUCUACACCAGUGGCCCUGUGACAACACGCACUCCCUCAAGGGACUCAAUGCAAACCAUAACCAACCAGCCAGUGUUUAGAUACGCUGGCCUACUUGUGAAAUCAAGCCUACUCCUGACUGCCUACCCACAGUUUAUUGUCAGUUAAAGCCUGUCGGCUUGGUAAUGUCAAUGUUUACUCUAUCCCGAAGUGCACUCAGUGGCAAACCGGGAAAGAUACCCUCUGUACAUCUUUGCUUACCACCUGCGCUGUGUGGUUCGCCCUCCCCCCCUCCGCCCCCUGUGAAUAUACUCCGUCCCUUGCUGAGGGGGGGGAGGUAUGACUGGCAUACACGCGGGGGGAGAGGUGGGCUUAUUGGGGGGGGAUUGACACAUGGAAAGGUAACAGGGGAGGGGGGAAGGCAGGGGACAGGUGGCAGAACGUAAGGCAGAGGGGGAUGGGAGGACAGGGGACGAAUACCCCAAGACACCGCCUAAAGGCACCAGGGAGGGAGAGGGGGGACAUACGAGGAAGGGGGGAAGGGGAGGAGGGGGGGGGAGAAAAAGACCCCAGACGACUAAUCUAAGGAAGACUAAGCGACAGCCCAUAGGUUGACCUACACACGACCACCCCUAUCGGACCCCAGAGGGAAAGUUGGGACCCAGCCCGCCGCAUAGGCCGCACACUGCAACACACGCUCGCCUAGCCGCAGAGCGGCCCCUGCUAUGGCCUAUAACACUGACGCCACUAUAGCGGCGGAGACCCAACACACCAUAGUAGGGGCAGCCACACUGACACGCCGAAGUGAUAGGACGCACAGAGACCACGCCCCGAGCACACAGGACCCACACUCCCCUCACAACCAUAUGACCGGAGAGAAACGAGAGAUCAAGGGUCGACGCAUGCCCUGACACUAAAGACCACCCACCCAGAAACCACACCUGCAGGACACUACUUGCAGACCACACCAGCAGAGCUAAACCCCACCAGACACACAGCUACAACUUGCAUGCCCCCAAGCAGGGACUCACAAACCGUGACCACGCCCGCGACAUGACACACUGGUCGAGUGACACCACUGCAGCGCAGAGCGCUCAGCCAACAGAGAAAUACGACGCACUACAGCCAACAUGACCCGCAUACACCGACCCGCAUACGUACUAUAAAGAACGGACGGAGCGGCUGCUCCAGCCACAUAGCCACCAAGGAGACAGGUGACUACAUACCACGUAUCGUACACGGUACCACACUCCACACCUACACGGAAUCGCGGACGCCUAAGGGCGGCCCGAACUUACUCGGACGUAUAACCCGACCCCCCCCCACAGGCAUAGGACAUAAAAGUCCCCACUUAGCAGGGGACGAACCACUCCCGACACCAACACAGGCACACCACUGGGUGUGACCUGGAGGCCGAACACUCGGGACGCUUGUCCGAUUUCCUUUACACACGUAAAGACUAAAUAGACAGUAAUUACCUACACAGCCACAUUCUGUACCCGGACGCACCGCUGACUGCACCAAAUAACACACGUAUACACUUUUAAGACCUGCCACCUCGCCCCCUCGGUCCCGCCCGGACGAUGCCGACGCCGGGAUCCAGCGGAUUCGCCAGGGAGGACCUAUGCAUAGUCUCCUAUAAUGUCCACGGCCUGAACGUCAGAGAGAAACGCACAAGACUACUGCGUGACCUGAAACAUUAUAAGGCUUCGAUAGCAUUCCUCCAGGAAACACACUUCCAGGAAGGUAGGGCACCUGCCCUGAAAGACCGUAACUUCCCAACGGGAUACUUCAGCCACAACCCAGACAGACGCUCGCAGGGAGUAUGCAUCCUCUUUUCACGACGAGUCCCGUACAUGGAGCGAGCCACCGUAAGAUGCAAGCACGGCAGAUACCUUUUCACAAAAGGCACAAUCCUAGACCAAACGUAUACGUUCGCUAAUGUGUACGCUCCGAACACUAAACAAUAUCACUUCCUACGCGAUACAUUGAACACUCUGAUGAAAUUCGCAGAGGGCACCUUGGUCAUAGGCGGAGAUCUCAAUCUAGCGAUCCAUCCAGACCAGGACUCAACAUCCCCGCAUGGGAACACACCACACAACAGGCAUGCCAACACCCUCCGCCUCCUACACCUCCACCAGCUCGCAGACUGUUGGCGGGCAUUACACCCCUCCACCCGGGACUAUACGUUCUACUCUACGACCCACUCGACCUAUACAAGACUGGACUACUUCCUGGUACCUCACCACACCCUAACCCUGCUCACCACCGCGGAAAUCUUACCUAUGACAUGGUCGGACCACAGCCCAAUCCGCAUACGACUGAAAUCACCACUACAUAAACCCAGACAAAUGUCAUGGCGACUGAACGAAUCACUCCUAUCAGACAUCGCGGUUGUAGACCAGAUCCAUCAACGCAUCCAGGUGUACUUUGAAGACAACGAAACGGGGGAUGUUACCCCACUGACGUGCUGGGAAGCGCACAAAACGGUUAUUCGAGGCCAGCUCAUCGCGAUAUGUGCGACCCGCAAGAAGAGGGACGAUACAUGACCUCAGCACGGAAAUUGAGAUGUUAGAGGCCAGACACAAACGCACCUUAGACGCGACGACCUACGAGGACCUACUGUCCAAACGGAACCAACUUACCACACACCUGAACCGCGCAAUCCAACGCUCAUACCAACAUUAUAAACAUGUGAUCCAUGAACACGGGGACAAAUGCGGGAGACUGUUAGCGAAUCUCCUGAAGCAACGCAGGAACCAUCUAUAUAUCCGGAAAAUCAAGGACGCACAACAACAACUCAGACACUUACCGGAACAGUUUUCGGCAGCAUUCCAUGCGUACUACCAAAACUUAUACGGCCUCCGACACACCGCUCCGGAGAUGCCAAGAACCCAAAAACUAGAGGACAUUCGCAGAUACCUGGAUGCAGCUGAUAUACCGGGAAUAGGGGAAGUAGACCAGGAAGCACUAGAAGCCCCCAUAACCCCAGAGGAGCUAGCGCAAGCCAUCAAAAAAGCAAAAACGGGCAGAGCACCAGGACCAGAUGGCCUACCCCUCCAAUAUUAUAAAACCUUUGCAGGGGACCUAAUACCGAAACUCUUGGCGGCACUGAACUCGGCCCAGGACGGGGCCACACCAACGGCCCAAUUCACCUCGGCGAACAUUACCCUCCUUCCGAAGGAAGAUAAGGACCGGACACUAUGCCCAAGCUAUCGCCCGAUCUCUGUACUGAAUACGGACCUCAAAUUACUGGCGAGUGUACUGGCGGCACGCCUGGCACCGUUACUACCGGCCGUAAUCCACCCGGACCAAACAGGUUUCAUACCUGGCAGGGAGGUACGGGACAACACUAUCAGAGCCCUGAACCUCAUAGCACAGAAGAUCCCAGCCCUACUCCUGUCUACUGAUGCUGAAAAAGCGUUCGAUAGGGUGGACUGGGACCUGAUGUUCGAAACUCUCCGCUCCCUCGGCAUCGGGCCCAAUUAUAUGACAUGGGUGCAGACACUCUACACCAACCCAAUGGCGCGCAUCCGGAUAAAUGGCGCACUGACAGACCCGUUUCAGAUCUACAACGGCACCAGGCAGGGAUGCCCGCUCUCGCCCAUACUCUUUGCACUGACACUGGAGCCCUUCCUCAACAAGAUCAGACACAACGCAGACAUCCGGGGACUGACAGUCAGAAACGUGCACCACAAAACGCUGGCGUACGCGGAUGACAUGUUGUUCGUGGUUACGGACCCGGAGACGUCCCUUCGAGCGAUCCAGACGGAAUUCGACGUGUAUGGCAACAUCUCGAAACUCCGAAUUAACUACACAAAAUCGGAGAUACUAAACAUAACUACCAGCCAAACCAUCAAACGCGUGAUUCAGGAACAACACUCCUACCGCUGGCGUGACCAACGCAUGAAAUAUCUGGGAAUAUGGCUUACGCCCAAUCCGGUAGACCUCUACACCCACAACUACCUCCCGAUAUUGAGAAAGGCAACGGAGGAACUACAACGAUGGGGCUCCUACUACAUCUCCUGGCUGGGCAGAGUGAACGCGGUGAAGAUGACGCUACUGCCGAAACUACUCUUCAUAUUUCAAACGGUGCCGAUAAAAGUCCCACGAACAUUCUUCUCGACACUUAAGACGGAGGUCCGCACCUUUAUUUGGAAGGGCAAAUCCCCACGCAUAGCGCACACCCAACUGAUCUUACCCAAGCUCCGGGGGGGCUUAGCACUCCCAGACUUCGAAAAGUACUACCACGCAGCACACAUCACCAGGGUCAUCAGCUGGUCGAUAGCCAGCGGCACCAAGCAGUGGCCACAACUAGAAGCUGGCAUAACCAACUGCGACCUCAGAACCCUACCGUGGAUCACCAAGGCAGCAUAUAGGAGCAAACGCAUCACCAACCCAUUCGUGGCAGCGACCAUGCAAGUGUGGCAUGGGCAAGGCACGAAACGAUACCUCACCACGGACCCAGGCCCGCUCCUACCCAUGAAGGGUAACCCAGAUUUUCCGGCUGGAGACUACGGCCCAACGCUGGGCCCAGCAAGACGCAAUACGAUACCCCGCAUAAAAGACGUUCUCCACCAACCAUUUGACAUCCGGCCACUGGAAGAACUAUACCCAGACAGGCCGCACACAUUUGCCCACGCCCUAGCAAGAACGCAAAUUACUCAAUAUGCUAGAUCCAUCCCGCAAAAACCUUCCCUACUGAGAGACUUAACGCAAUUUGAACUUCUAUGCACGCAGGACAGGGAACCUCCUCGUGCCAUCUCACAAAUCUACACUAUCUUAAUCACGAGCAGAUACCUACUAGCACCCCCGUGCAUCAGAAAAUGGGAGGAGGACCUUGAGGAACCUAUGACAGACGCGGACUGGGACAAGAGCAUUACCCUAAUACAAAAGACACCGAGCUCGGCACGCUCCCAAGAAAACUCGUACAAGAUCUUUACUAGAUGGUAUCUGACGCCGACGGCGCUACACGCCAGAAACCAGGAACUCGAAGACACAUGCUGGAGAUGCGGGGAGGAAGCUGGUACGUUUAUACAUAUAUGGUGGACGUGCACUCGCAUCAGACCGUUCUGGGACAGAAUUAGGACAAUCAUACACGAGGUCACGGAGGAGCUCCUGCCACAGUCCCCAGCCGCCUUCCUCCUACACCACACCACCAUGGCGACACAAACAUACAAGAGAUCGGCUAUCCCUCGACUUCUGAAUGCAGCUAAGGUGACCAUCCCCAUCUUCUGGAAACAGACCAGCACACCUCCCAUAAAGAGGUGGAUAGAGGAGGUGGAAGCCACGAGAUCAUUCGAGGACUUGAAAGCAGAAACCCCGAACCUCAGGGACCGAUAUACCAAACGCUGGUUCCACUGGAUGAGACUGAUCUCGUCAGACUCCUUCCGGCACCAUUUAACCACACCGUAACUAGUGGCAGGAGGAAGGGACCCAGGGAGACACAGGAGGCGAAAAGAUGACGACGGGGCACAACGGGCCGGGCGGGGGACAGGGGGCGGGACACAGGACACAUGGCCCACCCGACCCGAUCCCACACACAGACGCCACAGCGACUGCCACUGCUGACUAAGACAGCCACGACGCCCGCAGACAUGACGGCAUACACGUGCCACACACAUAACCACCGGCCAGGCCGCAACCGCUCGAGGGAUGGCUAGGUAUACAGCCCUCGCAUGAACAGAUGACAGAUAACACGCCGCACACUAGACCCACCACCUUGCCGCACCCUACCUCUGGACGAACAAGACAUAGAAUGACUACAAAAUCAGGUGACAGACCAGACAAUGGAGUCACGAAGACAGAGGGCCAAAGGUGUCAGACACACCACUCGAAGUAACACACGAUCAUACAUGCACGACACAGACACGAGAGACCACGAAUCACAUACACGCAGACCAUGCCAACAGACCGCUCCACAUCAUCGGACACCACUGCAGGACAUAUACGAGACGUCAAAUACGACAGCAGAGAACUCAUACUCUGACGUUAGGACAUGACAGAGUUGUUAACCUCGCGACAUAGACACAAGUCGAUGGACAUUUAAGCCGGAGAGGAGGGGAAGACAUAGCCGACACAACACUGAACGUAACCCAAGCAACACACAUCACACGUGCGACAUGCACACAACGGAGGAGACGCAACGAAUGACCCAACUCACGUGAACAACGCCAAAGGGCCGACACUAACUACAGCGGCUACAGUAACUGACCACCCCAAAAAGAUACAUUGCUCCAUGCAACAUAGUGAGGGACUACAUCCUACACUAAUAUAGGUAUAGGCAAACACAUACAGAGAAACACCCUAAGGGUCGUUACAGACCUGUUCAAGCACUACCGUGUCGCUCACGGACAAUACCUAACCACUACGCUUCUCCCCAAGAUAUACACCGAUACAGCGACUAUUUAAAUGCAGUUACGCAACACACAACCGGGUCUCGCAAAGGCAACAAGACGCCAGCUAGAUACAAAAUGUUGACUACAACCACAAUGUUUAGGAUGCAAUAAGUUAGUGAGGUUGCCUGUACACCGCACUGUUAUUAGAGCUGACACAUAGUCUGUUCCCCCUACUCUAUAUGCUUACUCUAAAACGACAUACAGGCGCCUAGAGGGUAAAUGCCUAAAAAUGUUACUGUAUUAAACGCUAUACAACAUCUGGCGGGUACACAAAGCCUCUGCGAAGGCCACAACCUGUGAACCUGUUCAUGCAAAUAUAACCGGGCCUCCACGCAGGCACGGACCCGCCACUUUAACACUACGUUUGCAAUGUACUAUGCUAGGAAUCUAACAACUAGAUGCCACGGAUAAGAAUAUAUGGCACAUAGCAACGAAAGGUGAACAACAAUGUCACGCUAAACGGUCCUCUGCGCAGGCAACCGAAUGUUUCCACCGUUAUAAAUUGAUGCUUAAGCCCCUGCGCGGGCAAUCACUUGCUUCGUUAUUUGACAAAACAGUUUGAUACAUGCAUCCAUGUUAUGAAUACAAUAAAAAUAUUUAAAACCAUAAUGUUAUAAGACCCUUGCCUUGGUGACAUCAUCAAAAGUGCCGCUUUUUAGUCAAUCCAAUGCUUUCCCAUGGGGAAAUAUAUGAGGAAAUUUCAGCGUCUCCAUGCAGAGCGUGGGGACGCUGAACGGCAGGGCUGCUUACUGUGCAGCCCUGGGCCAGGAAGCCCUUCCAGUAGCCAUCUGAGUAGUGGCCACUUGGAGGUGUCCCUAGGGGCAAUGUAAACACUGCCUUUUCUCUGUAGGGAGCUAUUAUACUCACCAGCACAACUACAUUAAGCUGUAGUUGUUCUUGUGACUAUAGUGUCCCUAACAAAAAACACAUUUUCUACCUGCAGCACCCUCCCCUCACACACAGCACCCCCUCACAAACAGCACUCCUCGCCCCACACAGCACCCCCCACACAGCACCCCUAUUCCCCACACAGCACACCUCCCCCCUCACAUACAGCACCACCCCCACACACACAACACUCCUCCCCCCACACAACACCCCCUACCCCCAACACACAACACCCCCACACACAAAGAACUCCUCCCCCCACACAGCACCCCCCUCACACACACAGCACAUCCCACUCACACACCGCACCCCUCACACACACAGCAACCCUCACACACACAGCACUACACACACACACUGCACACCUCAAUGCAGUAUGUGUGUGUAUUCAGCAGUCUGUAUGUAUUCAGCAGUCUGUGUGUGUGUGUAUUCAGCAGUCUGUGUUUGUGUGUAUUCAUUUAGCAGAUUGUGUGUAUGUAUUUAGCAGUCUGUGUGUACUUAGCAGUCUGUGUGUAAUUGGCUCUCUGUGUGUGUGUAUUCAGCAGUCUCUCUGUAUGUGUAUUCAGCAGUCUGUAUGUAAUCAGCAGUCUGUGUGUGUGUAUUCAGCGGACUGUGUACGUAUUCAGCAGACUGUGUACAUAUUCAGCAAUCUAUGUGUAUGUUUGUGUGUGUGUGUAUUCAGCGGACUGUGUGUAUGUAGUCAGCAGUCUGUCUGUGUGUGUAUUUAGCAGUCUGUAUGUGUAUUCAGUCUGUGUGUAUGUCAGUGUGUGUAUGUAUUCAGCAGUCGGUGUGUGAAUGUGUUCAGCCGUCUGUGACUGUAUUCAGCAGUCAGUGUGUAUGUAUUGCAUUUGUUGGAGAUACUAAUAAAUAUAAGCUUAAUUUUAUCUAUAAUUUAUAUCAUUAUUUAUAAUUUGUAUCAUUGAACUCUCUGUUGUUGUGUUCUUCUUAUAAAUAAAAUAUGUUAAUUAGUUUGGACAACUGUACGAGUUGUUCUUUCUAAACGUAAACCUCAGUAUUCAGGUUUAAUUGCCGUGUUUGCACUUUGAGAAAAAAAACAUUGGAAUAUAUUGCGGCAGUGAUUGCUCAAAAAGGUUCACAAUCACUGCUUUAGAGUAAGAAUGAAGUGGCGGAAUGCUUUGAAAUGUGACAAAGAAAGAAGAAAUAUGUUUUUUUACUUUCACGGACAUUGUAAAUGAAGAAGUGAAUGUAGGGUCAUUGUACACAUUGUGAUUUUGCUAUAGAGUAUAUUGAGCUAUCCACAGGGACUCUGCAUAGGGAUAGGAAUACAAUACAAGAAGGACAUAUAACAAUUGUGAGGAAAAAAUAGCAACUAAAAUGUCAUCCUUAACUGAAAUAUCCAGUGGGGAGAUAUGAAAUAUUAAUAAUUUCACAGUUUCAAUUGUCAGGCUAUCGUUUAAAAAAAAUUAGACUUUGAGUACAUGUAGUACACUAGGUAAUGAUACGUCAAUGACCUCAGUGUUUUCAUUCAAUCACACCCGCAGAAGCAGGACAAAGGAAAUAUUUGUAACAAAGGACUGAAUUCUACCUCAUCACUGUGGCAGAGGAAGGGGCAGAGUCCUGGGAACAGCUCCAGUUUUUGUCAAACAUCUCCCAAAAGGUUUUACUAACAAACAAAAGACCAGCACCCAGUGACUAUACUAUCAUAAAUACUGCACCCAACUGUGAUUGUAUUUACUUAGAGUUACACUUUAAUUUAGAAAACAUUGGGUUUUAAUGCACCACAAUUCAGCAAAAACAAAAACCAAUCACCUAAACUCAGUGCAAAAUCUUGCAAAAAUAUGUUUCAACAUACCAACACAUUUGUAUUGGUAGAUGUAUAUUGCUGGGCAUAUUGGCCGUAUCAAAUGAUAACUAUGGUUUAACUAUGACUGUUUUUUGAGAAUUAUAAUGCAAAUUGUUUGCCAAAAUUUAUGUUGUUCACUCAUACUAUAAAGUAGAGGUGAACAAAAGUUCAUUUUAAGACAAGGACUUACAUAGAAACAUAGAAUGUGACGGCAGACAAGAUCCAUUCGGCCCAUCUAGUCUGCCCAAUUUUCUAAAUACUUUCACUAGUCCCUGGCCUUAUUUUAUAGUUAGGAUAGCCUUAUGCUUAUUCCACGCAUGAUUAAACUCCUUUACUGUGUUAACCUCUACCACUUCAGCUGGAAGGCUGUCCCAUGCAUCCACUACCCUCUCAGUAAAGUAAUAUUUCCUGAUAUUUUUAAACCUUUGCCCCUCUUGUUGUUGUUGUCCUCUUGUUGUGGUAGUUUUUCUUCUUUUAAAGGACCACUAUAGUGCCAGGAAAACAUACUCGUUUUCCUGGCACUAUAGUGCCCUGAGGGUGCCCCCACCCUCAGGGACCCCCUCCCGCCCGGCUCUGGAAGGGGAAAGGGUUAAAAACUUACCUUUUUCCAGCGCUGGGCGGGGAGCUCUCCUCCUCCUCUCCCCUCCUCCUGGCUGAAUGCGCACGCGCGGCAAGAGCUGCGCGCGCAUUCAGCCGGUCGCAUAGGAAAGCAUUUACAAUGCUUUCCUAUGGACGCUUGCGUGCUCUCACUGUGAAAAUCACAGUGAGAAGCACGCAAGCGCCUCUAGUGGCUGUCAAUGAGACAGCCACUAGAGGAUUAGGGGGAAGGCUUAACCCAUUCAUAAACAUAGCAGUUUCUCUGAAACUGCUAUGUUUAUUAUAUAAUGGGUUAACCCUAGCUGGACCAGGCACCCAGACCACUUCAUUAAGCUGAAGUGGUCUGGGUGCCUAGAGUGGUCCUUUAAAUAUAGUCUCCUCCUUUACUGUGUUGAUUCCCUUUAUGUAUUUAAAUGUUUCUAUCAAAUCCCCCCUGUCUCAUCUUUCGUCCAAACUAUACAUGUUAAGAUCCUUUAACCUUUCCUUGUAAGUUUUAUCCUGUAAUCCAUGAACCAUGACUUAAUGAACGUCAAAUUGAUUCUGUACAAGAGAACAUGAAAAUAGGAAUUCUCUUGAUCCAUGGCUUUAAAUAUACUUCAAGUUAGGUAUUAUUAUGCAAGAGAAAGACUCAUACUUGUCAUAAAUGUAUCCAAAGCUGUAUGGAUGACACAAGGUCGACGUGUUACAACUAAAUGUAACAUUUGUCAACCAAGGUGAUAUUUCUGAAAUAUCAGUACCCUAAAAUAUGCCAACGGGAUUGGCAUAAUUUAAAAGAAAAAAGGUAUAAAGAAUAAAAUGCAACAAAGUCAGCAUGUCGAUGUGUGAAGACACAAAGGACAGCUAGGUGGACCAGAGGUGGGUUACACGAAGAGUAAUACCCAUGAAGCUCAGAAGAUGGCAGCGUAAGAACGGAGCUGAAAAGACUAUGCAUCAAUAUUUUAGAGUGAAUAUAUCACAUAUCUUUGUCCUAAAUCAUAUAUUCAGUGUAUUUGGGGGCGAUUUAAGGUAAGUUGAUGUUUCCUUGACAGGUUCACUUUAAAGAAUAUUUCUGGUAUAGCCAGGAAUUAUUUUAUCAAAGAGACAUUGGGGGAAUUUUUAAUUCAGUGUUCUGUUCUGUUCUAAAAAGGGAUCUAAAGUAUUAAAAGUGGUAGCAAUCACCAUGGAAACCAGUGGAGCCAGUAGCCACAUUCCAUUGGUUCCACAUUUUAGAAAUCUCAGAAUUUAGCUCCUAAACAGACAGUCUCUGAACUCUGCAGUUACUUAGCAUUGAACACAGGUCAGUUUAAAACUGUCAGUACUCCUACCAAGACUGUCAGGGCUACCUGUAAUUAUUAUGCAUCUACAUCUUAAGUCAGCAUGAAAUCAUUGUGUUACUUAGCUGUCACAGAUACCUGGCACUAUCCUAAAAAGAGCCUUAAAAGUAAGAAUUUUGGAACAUAUUAACAACAUUGAAAAAGGUCUUAUGUCACAUUCAGUCCCCGUACACCGUAAUUCCUGACCUUUAACACCAGGUGGCUUCAAAUGUACUGGUACUGAAAAAGUGCUUCCGCAUUAAAGGUGGCAACGAUUAGGUUAAAAAACUGGCCCAACGUGAGACUUAUUGGAUUCAAAAUUGCAAACCUUGUAACCUAGGAGACUGAAUGUAGACAUAGACUUGGCUUGUUUUUUGUGAACUUGGAUUGGGUUUCCUCUUUUUAUUUGUAUGGUUUUUUUUUUAAUUCCUACUAAUUUUGUUUUUUGUAUUCUUUUUUCUUUGGUUCUUCUUCUGGGUACAGACACUUCUGUAUACUCUGAUAUUAUUGGUAUGUGUUGUAUAGGCAUAUAUGUAGAUUAGUUUUAUGAGUCACAUUAAUUAACAUAUGAUAUAAACUUUACAGGUUACUAUGGAGUCUGUAUAAGAAAGUAUCAUUAAAAACUGAUGCUACAUGAAUAUUUUUUUUAGAAUUAUGCAUCUGUCAUAUGAGCUAACCACUUUCUCCCUUUGAGCGGACAGACUCUCUGUGUUACAAACGAACAGCAUUUAGAGCUGUCUUUUUCGUUCAUAAAAGGUGUUUAACACAAUACAUUUAGCAAACACCAGGAAGCGAUUUUCUUAAGAGGUUUCACUAAUGUAAGACUUGUCAGGAAUUCAAAUUAAAUUUAAAAUAUACAGGGUCAGUCCAACUAAAAAACGCUGAAAUGAACCAGACAACAACUAGAUGCGCUUCCGGAAUAAUACUGGUCUUUUCAUCCGCUAACUGCAUGAGAAUAUCCAGUGUAAGCUAUUUCCCCAUAGGAAAGCAUUGCUUCAAUGCUUUCCUAUAGGGAGGGCCUAAUGCGUGCACAGCACUCGCCAUGCAUGCACAUUAGCGCCCACUCGUUUUCUGACGGAGAGGGUGGAGCUGUGACCCCGUACCGAGGGACAUCGGCCCUGGGAUCAGCUAUGUAAAUAAAGGAUUUUUAACCCUUUACUCACCACGGUGACGGGCGAUAGGGAGGGGGAGGCCUUAUUCCUGGCACUAUAGUAUCUUGUUAAUGAGUAAACAGUAAGACAGAGGUAAAUGGCACUAACUUUAGCUAUUUUUUUUUCUAUCCUGAACACUAUAAAGCUGUCAGGAAUUUUAGUAACCUUUAUCCCCUAAUCUGCAAACCAUAUAUAGUGAAAAGGAACUUGUGGGUUAAGUAAACCCUGACCCAGAGGCUCCAAAGUAGAGGGUAAAACUUUCAGCAUCAAUAGACAAAAACACCAAAGGUGUUCUUUUGUCUAUUAAUCUGCAAACCAACCAUCAGCAUUGUGUAAAAUUAAAAUAAUGCCACCAUAUUUAUGCUUAUACAAUUGUUUUUAUUUAUAAUUUAAAAAGCAUUCAUAAUGAAAACAAAUGUCAUUUUAAAAGCAUAUUUAUCUGUGAUCUCCAAAUACACAUGGUGAGUGUUAAUGCUGUUAUUUUAAAUACUCUUGCAGGAGACAGACUAAAGAAAUGCCUUUUAUCUUGUAUUCACAGAAUUCCAAUGUCGAUAGAAGUGAAUUCCUUUCUCUAAACUGAUAACAAUAUCCAUUUAUAUAACAAUACAAUAGACAUUCCAUGUUAUAAAUUAAAUAAUACAUGAUAAUAAAAAUAAUAAUAUAUUAUUCAAUGUUUCUAGCAAAGCAGUCAUGGCACAUUAAAAAAAUUAAAUAAUGUGUUAUUUUUCCCUCGGGGUCUACAGUUUGCUCAAUAUCUUGAUUUUCUUGUGAAUGUUCUUAGAACAGAAUGUAGCUACGCUCCAGGGUUUUGUGGUUGGUGAAACAAUUUUGCAAGCCUAAUGAGACAAUAAAAUGUUCCUGGUAUGAAAUACUUUUCCUUUUUAUUGCAUCAAUGCACCUUUGCUAUUAGAAUUAUUUAAUUAUAUGCAUGUAACUUCUUAGAGAAACUUAAUCCCAAUAGUCAACACAAUUAAUUUAUAAUUAAAUGUUACAUAAAUUACAUAAACUAAUUCAUUCCAUGUCUAUCAGAAAUGGAACCAAAAUAGGUAAGAAUUACCCCAGUGGGCUUCAGUUGGUUCAAUUAAUUAUGUUUUUAUUCAAUUUUUUUGAAAUUUGGAAAUAGAAUCUACCAUAUUCGAGACUACUAAUGCUCCACAAGGGGGAGCACCUGAGCUGAAGUUAUCUUGGUAUUUACUAAUUUGACAUUAAAUUUGAUAAAAUAUGAAUAUUAAACAUGAUUAACUUUAAAUAUGGAAAAUAGCUUACCUUACAUGCUAAAUCUCAACAAGAGUAUGCUUUCGUGCAUUCCAGUACUUAAAAUGUUAUUUCAACAUCCUCCGUAGUAUCCUCCUUGAUCUCAGAUAUAAUUCCUGAUACUAUUUUUCUUACACCUUGCCCUUUUCUAUUCAACCUAGAUUUCCCCAUAAUGGAGAAAAAAAUAUAAAUAUCUGAUUACUCAUUUUCUCUAUGCACUUAAAAUAUCUAUAGCUCGUAAUUGGAAAUCCAGCCAACCUUCAUUAUGGCAAGAAAAAAAUAAACAAAAUAGAUUAUCAAUAUAGAAAAAUGUAAAUGGGUGGGUGGUGAAAUAGAUGAUAAAUAAUGCAGGCAAGCCACUGUCAUGAGGUCACCUCUAUAACUAAAAACAACAAAAAAGGAGCUUCUUCUGAGGAAGUCAGAUCGCGGCGAAACGCGUUGAGCAGUUACAAGAGCCCUGCAUCUUUGGUAAAGCAGUCUUUUUUCUACUAGUAUACUGUUAUUUGUGUAAUGUGUAAUUUUUAGGAAGUGACUUAACUAUCUUUGCACUUUGGCACUUGCACUUUUAUAUACAGCAACUUGUAUGUUCUAAGCUGCUAUCCAUAAGGGCAUCUUAGCCUUGUGUGGCUUUUUAUUAUAUAUCUUGCGAUUUUGCACUAUUGUGUGCUAUUGCUUAUUUUAUUUUUAUUCAUAAUAAAGUGGAUUUUCCUUUUUCAUUGAUGGUCUCUUCCAUAUAUGGAAAUCUCCAGAUGUAAUUUUUUUCUUUUUCUAUUUGACUGUGGCGCCCUGUUUUUUCUGGUUUAAUAUUCAGGAUUUUGUUGUUUUUAGAUUAUCAAUAUAUAAUGGAGAGUCAUUUUAUAGCUAUAUCCGGAAAAUCUUUCUCUUAUCGAGACUCAUGGAAUUCCUGUUUUUUAUAGAAAAAAAGGGAAAUGUAUUGUAGGAUAAGAAGGGGAAAAAGGAAAGAAAAAGGGGAGGAAAGCUAUAGGGAAAGAAAGGAAGGAAAGGAAAAGGAGAAAAGAAAGAAGGGAAAAAAGAACUCUUGGAUACCUAUUUCCCCCAUACUUAAUAUCGGGCCCUGGACACUGCCGUCUUUAUAUUUGUUUAUAUUUGCUCUUAUAGUUCCCUUAAAAUCAUGAUAUUAUCGUGUUGAUACUUUUCUAUAUGUGCUUAUUAUCUUAAUCCAUCAAAUCCUCGCAUGUAAAUGUUUCACAUGUUUACUGUUGGCAUCAUUAUUGAAAAUAAAAAGAAGAAAUAUUAAAAAAACAAACAUGUUAUUUCAACCACUCACAUAAAGACUCAAUCACAUAAAAUAUUCUUAGUAUUAAGUAAAAAAAAACAACACACACACGGAUUUGAAUAAAAUUGUAACAGAGUUAACUUGAAGGAACACUCCGGGCACCAUAACAUCAGGAACUAACGUACCUCAAGGUGUUUAGUAACAAUUGGUUUAACCCCCCAGUGUUCAGUCUGGUGCCAAUCAAUUCUGUCGCUGUACGUUUGGUUCUAGUCCGAGUCGUGAAGGAGAAAGCCUUAAAAUAUGCGCCACUGAUUGGCUGAAAGUGUCAGAUCACAUUAGUAGUUUCCAAAAAGUUCAAAAAAUGAAGGAAAAGAAGGUGAGUAUUUCAAUUUUUCACUACAUUUUGUGGAUGGGGACUGCCUGAUAGCUGCUCUGUCCGAGGCUUCCUGACUGAAGCUUUGGACUGGAUAGGAGCUACAGGGACAGGGCUGACAAGUGCCGGCUUGAGAGCAAGGGGGUAAAAGAGUUAGUUAACAGUUUAACCCCUUGAGGUAAGCCCGUAUCCAGGACCAACUAGCACCAUAACUAGUUAAUUCCAGUGAAGUUGUGAUGGUGCCUGGGGUCUCCCUUUAAAAUAUUAAUAGAGAAAACAGACGAAUACAAAAAAAUGUUCAACUUGAGUUAUGGAGUUUAAUGUAAUCUAAAUACAGUUUAUCUACUAGUAGGGAUCAACCAAUAUUGGUUUUUUUAAAGCCGAUACCGAUAAUCUGGGAACUUUCAGGCCGAUAGCUGAUAACUUGCCAAUAUUCUGUACAUUUACCAUUUUUAAAAAAUAAACUAUUUCUAAAGGUAAAUGCACAAAAUAUACAUGCCACAUGUAGUGGAUGCAGUGUGUUUAGACAGGGGAGCUGUGUGUGUGUGUUUGUGUAGUAUGUAUAGUGAAUGUAGUGAGUGUUUGUGUAGUGUGUAUAUAUAGUGAAUGCAGAGUGUGUGUUUGUGUAGUGUGUGUAUAGUGAAUGCAGAACAGUGUCUAUAGUGAAUGUAGUGUGCAUAAGGGAAUGCAGUGUGUGUAUAUAAAGCAGAGUGUGUGUGUAUAUAAUGCAGAGUGUGUGUUGGUGUAGUGUGUAUAUAAUGCAGAGUGUGUGUGUUUGUGUAGUGUGUAUAUAAUGCAGAGUGUGUGUGUGUGUUUGUAUAGUUUGUGUAUAUAAGGAAUGCAGUGUGUGUUUGUAUAGUGUGUGUGUGUGUGUUUGUGUAGUGUGUGUGUUUGUGAAGGGAUGUAUUUUGUGUAAAUAUAUUUAUAUAUUUGUUUUUUUUGUCCCCACUCCCUGUUUCAUACUUGGCAAGGGAGGGGGGCAUUAGCAGUCCAUGGUGGUCCAGUGGCAUGUACUGGGCAGUGGGGGCCGGCAGCAAGCUCUUACUGCAGCUCCCUUCCACUCCCUGUGUAAAUCUCAUGGUCUGCGUGCAGCGCGAAGCGUUGCCACUGUAACCCGUGGCAAUGCUCUGCGGCCACGGGACUCGCAAAAUUUACACUGGGGAGCUGGAGGAGCUGCAGGAAAGCUGCCGGCCUCCUCCAGGACCGCCGGGCUUGUAAUGGGCCCGGCUGUCCUGGUAUGUAUUAUCGGCAAUAUCGGUAUCUCUAUUGGCCGAUACCGAUAUUGCCGAAAAUACCAAAUGUCGGUCGAUAAUAUCGGUAUAACCGAUAAUCGGUCGAUCCCUAUUAUAUAGAACCUAGAACAGUAAUUAUUAUUAUUAUUGCCAUUUAUAUACCGCUAAUUUAUUCCAAAGCACUUUACAAUAUUAUUAAGGGGACUUUAAUAGAAAUUAGACGAAUUAUUAAAAUUUUUGACAAGAACAAUAGGUUCAUGAGGACCUUACUCAGACGAGCUUAGAACCUAGACGUGGGGUGUAAGAACACAUAGGAAGCGCAAUGUGGAAGACAGGAACUGAAUGACAAGGUGGGAGAGUAGCACGAUUGGACAGUGAGAGUGAAGUGGAAAACAGACUCACUAAUUAUUUUGAGAGUGUAAUGGCAAUUACCGUGGGAGUCCAUAGUCUGUUCUGAAGAGAUGGGUUCUAUUAGCUUUGCAGAUGCUGUCCAAUUCAUUCACAAAGUGAAGCAAUGCCCUAAUGUUCUUUCGUUUGGUGUUGUCCUUACUCCCCUUAAACAUGCUACUGUUGUAGCCAUCCUAAAAAAAGCCAUACCUAGAUCCAUCUUACCCUUGCAACUAUGGUCCAUUUCCUUCUCCCUUUUUUCUCAAAGCUUCUAGAAAGACUUGUCUUUACUCAUUUGUCUCUCUUCCUCAAUUCCAAAUCUUCCCUCGACCCUCUUCAAUCUGCCUUCCGCCCCCUCCACUCCACUGAGACUGCUCUGAUUAAAGUUACAAAUUACCUACUCACAGCUCAAUCCAAAGGUCACUACUCUAUACUAAUUCUUCUUGCAAUCUCUGCUGCCUUUGACACUAUUGAUCAUACUCCUGCUCAAAACGUUUCUAUCCCUCAGUCUCUAUGACAAUGUCCUCCUCCUAUGUCUCUCAAUGUUUGUUCAGUGUCUCCCUUUCCAAUGACACCUCUCCCCUUAUCCUGUCUCAGUUGGAGUCCCCCAAGAAUCUGUUCUUUGUCCUCUUCUUUUUUCUCUUUAUACUGCCUCUCUUGGCAAACUCAUUAAUUCCUGCCGAUGACACGCAGAUAUAGCUCUCCUCCAAUAUUCUCUAUCCCCCGCUGUCCUACAACGUGCCACUGCUUGCCUUUCUUCAAUCCCUGACUGCAUGUCCUCCUGCUUUCUGAAAUGCAAUCUCUCCAAAUUGGAACUUUUUAUUUUUCCUCCUCAUAUUGCUGACCCUCCUCUUUCACUUUCCCUGCAAGUUGAUGGUACAUGCAUCAGUCUGACCUUCCAAGCUCGCUGUCAUGGUGUUCUCUUUGAUCCUGGCCUCACCAUUCUGCCUCAUAUCCAGUCUGUUCCUAAAACCUGUCGUUGACACCUGAAAAACAUUGCCUGCAUCCACCCCUUUCUUACUCAAGCUUGUUUGUGGUCUGUGAUCUCUCAGAUGGGUUACUGUAAGUCUCUCUUGGUUGGUUUCCUCUACUGCCUCACUACAAAUUGUAAUGAAUGCUGCCGCCAGGCUGAUCUUUCUCACAUAUCAUGCCUCCCAAACCUUGCCCCUCUGUCGAUCCUUACGUAUCCUAUAGGUCUCAAUUCAAAAUACUAACCCUUACCUAUAAAGCUCUAAUUGGGAAGUGUUUCUAAAUCCAGAGCCGUUCUGGUGCAUAUAUAGGGAAAGUCAGUAGAGGUAAUGGCUAGCGACAACGAUAUGGAUACUAUGCCAAAGUCAUGAUAAAUGUUUUAUUGGAUUAUUGUUCUUUUGUUCUAGAACCUUUCCUAUAUACAUCUGCAGUUAUGUUUAGUAUGGUGUGAGCAGGAAAAGAGGGGCAUUUAAAUUGUUAUACGAGCAAAGUUUGAGGAUACUUUGACCUCAGAUCACCCCAAAUGUAAUUAUCUGGCUGCUGUCAAGGAUUGAGGCCGUUGUUGGGCUAUUUGGCGUGGAUAGCCAUUCACAAGUGUUAAAUGGAUCUGUCUUUGUUCUCUACUUGUCCAUAAGCUCUGUUGCCACAUGUAAAUAUACACAGAUGUGCUGCAGAUAUCUACUGAUAUUGCACUGCUUGACCAUCAAUUCUGGUGCUCUGGUGACCUGACCAGCUAUUUUGCUUAUCGCCUUCUUUAUUGGGUUUGUCUGUCUGUAUUUCAAAUAAUGCUGAUCACUCUUUAAUUUCUACUUUUCAUAUUUACAUUCAAAGUUCAUGAGAAGACCAAGCAAUAUGUUGAUUUAAUUGUGUACACAUUUCAGUGUCAAAUUCAAAGCAGUGCACCUCUCACUGCUUUGCAGAACAAUGUUAAUUAACCCCAUCACUACCUCCAAGUUCUUUUCGGUUUUAGAAGAAAGAUAACAAUUAUUUGAAAUGUUGGAUACAGAGCUAGCACAUAAACAUAGAAUAACAUAUAUUAUUUAUUUACAUAUAUAUCCCUUAGAACACCAUCAAAUCUGCAAGAUCUAGGAUGGGUCACCAACCUACUGAGGCUUUUGGAAAAAGAGACGAGAAUAGAAGCCCUAGUCAAUUUUUUUUUCUUCUGGCAUUUUUUUUAAGUUAUGAGAGGAAUAGUAGGCGCUCUUUUCUUUUCUCCUUUUUUCCCUGGUCACUUAGUAACCAGCUGAGUUUUGGAGGUCGAACAUCAAAUUCUAUUGAAUAACUUCCUUGUAUAAAAUCCUGGACCCAACUGUCAUGAGUGGCUUUUGCCCAAGAUUCCAAGAAUAGAAGCAGAUGUGCUCCUACCUCUGAAGGCUGGGUGAGGAGACCAUCAUAAGGCAUGAUUAAUCUUGGCAUUUGUUUUGUUGAUGAGAUCCUGUCUCUCCAAGCCUGGGAUAUGCCAUAUUCUUUGCCUGGACAAUUGGCCUUGUUGACUCAAAAGGAAUUAUAGUCAUAAUUUCUCCUUUCUCUAAAUCCUUUUCUAGGCUUACAGUCUUCCAUCAGUUUCUCUCUUUAUGCAUUUGUCUAGAUAUUUUUCAAACAGCUUAUAAUAUUUACACAAUCAUUUAUAUUUAUUGCACGCUAAUGAAUUGUCCAUCAACAAAAUGCUGAUUUUGUAGUAUAUGCUUAUUGCUACACCCAAUCCUUAUCAAAGUAGUAAUUAGGGGCACCCGUUUAUUCCCAAAAUAAAACCACAAAAACACUUGCAGCUCUUGACCUUCUCUUGUCCUUGCAAAAAAAUUUUUAAAAAAGUAUUUAUCGUGCAAUAUGGCUUGACUCUAAGAUUUAAAAAAGGAAGAAAAUUAUGAACAUAUAUGCAAAGUCAAAUUAUGCGUAACAAUAGACUGGAGCCCUAGCAGAGACAUGCAUUUUAAUGGCAUGGUACAAAUUAGUACUGGACUUAAGAGAACGUGGCAAAGUUUCAUAAUGUUUUGAGGAAAGAAGAUUCCAAUUCUGAAUUAACUUAAUAUUUUAACGGUGUUGAAUUUUAAGAAGGGCAUAUUUGAAGAACAACGCAUAAAAGGCUGUAGCUCCUGAUGAUAUGUGCUUGCUCUUGUGGAACAGACUUUGUGUUGGGUACAGAAUGAUUGGCAAUGAAGCUUUGAAGCAUUUGGUAUCAUUUUAUGAUCUUCUUAAACUACGCUCGAGCUGUGCUUUAAAUUAUUUCAUUUACUUUGAGGAAGGGAAACAUAAUGAAACAAUGUGAUUAAAAAGCUCACAAGUCUCUGGCUAUUUAAUUAAACUUUACAACUUUUCCAUGUUCCAUACCGAAGCAUAAAUUAUUUUUAACAAACUGUGAUUGUACUUUUACAGCAGAACAGUGUAGCAGGUAUAGCUAAGUAUUUGACCAAAUCAUUCCCAGAGUAUGUAACCAGAACAGAAUGGUUCCUGACCUUCUUCCAGAGUAUUCUGCAGGACAUGCUUUCAGCCAUUGAAUAACAAAGGCAAUGUGUUUGAGUGUGUAUGUGAGCGUCUGCAGCUCUGAAGGAAAUGGAUGUAUAUCACUAAACCAGAAGAUAGCCUAAUUUCCCAUCAGGACCCAGGGAACAGGACCAGGGUACCCCUGGCCUCAUAACCAAUAUAGCAUGCUCUAGUGGUCAUGAUACAUGGAGUAACCCUUUAAAUAAUCCCUUUGUGUAAUUGUUCUGUAAAAGUCAUGAAAAUGUUGUCUCUAUAUAAAUGCUUAUACGGCUACUCCUACUUAUAAUGCUGGCGUGUGUAUCUUUAUGUGUAUUUAUGAAAGUAUAUGACUAAGUAUGUCUCUUUGGGUAUGUGUGUGUUAUAUAUGUGUAUUUGAGUGUGACUGUGGGUUAUAAAUAUUGAUUUGUGUAUUUGUAUAUAUUGAAUGUGUUGUGUGAUAUUUGUAUCCCGAUUUGGUUCUUAUCAUCUAUAAAGUAGGUUGCUUUGAUAACCCGCUGUGCUCUCUCCACAGGCUCGGUUUGUGAAUAGUACAUGGGUGUUUGGGAAAUUCAUGUGUCAUGUGAGUCGUUUUGCCCAGUAUUGUUCUUUACACGUCUCUGCACUGACACUAACCGCUAUCGCAGUGGACAGGCACCAGGUAAGCUUCCCCUUGAACCUUGCUAACGCUAAGCACACUGAGGCAUGUAUAGCAAGAAAAGCUGAGGUCUUAUGAUCCUAAAUUGGAAAUCAAUUGUAAGAAGUAUGAAAUUGCCUUAAAAAUAACUUUACUCCUUCUGACGGCCUUAUCACCUGCUGUCUGUACUGCCAUUUCCAUUAGGGCUCUUUCUUAUCACUCCUUGCUAUUAAUUCACUGUCUUUAAUGUGCCAUGUAAUGAUCCCUCUGUACCACACAGACUGAUGUUACCAAUUUGUUACGAGCAGAGAACUUAGUAAAAGACAGGUGCUACCUCCCAAGGAGCCUGUUCUUUUAAUGCUCGAUGUAAUGUGAUUAGAUACAUUUUAAAAUCCAGGACUUCAGAAUUGCCACGGCCAAUUCCAGUAAUACUAAUGAAACCUGAAUUCUUGGAGGUCCCCGAAGAAGGACUUGAGAUACACUACUUUAAUCUAUCCAUUGCCGAAAGGCUGAUUAGCAAUUCCUACCUAAUCACAUUUCACUCUGACAUGCAAUGACAUUAACAAGACAUCCCAAGGCGACAAACACUGUAAAUUGAAAAUUUCACGUGAAAUCAAAGUAAGACCAGCGUAGACAAAAUGAAAGCAUAGGUGUCGACAGACGGAGGAGAGUUCCCCAGCACCGAGGGAGCCCGGCGCUGGAGAAAGGUAAGUGGCCAUUAACAUUCCCACCAAGCUUAACAGCCACUCCCAUUAACCCGAACCAAGUACCAUCGCUCUGGAUAGGGUUUAUUAAUUAAACAGUUAGUUGGAGUGGAUUGAAAACUGAAAAGACUCAUACUGAAAUGAAGGGAGUUAUGCAUUUUAAAGUACGACGAGAGGUGUAGGAUUUAAAUUAAAAAAGGAAAAGAAGGAAAAUCUCCAAACCCUAAAUUUAAUAACCGUUUACUGAACAAACCUCUAGGUCUCACAGUUAAUCUAUUUGUGUGAUAUUAAACUGGAUUCAGUUAUUGCUUUGAGUACCAGGGAGCAAGAAAAUAGUGCAGUUUAUCUAAGUCACAGAUAUACAGUUUUUGACAAUAAGACAAUUUUCUUUUAGUUGACAAAAAGUCAAUUUAAUCAUGGCUUAUUCAAUCAAACUGACAACUAAAUAUACUACUUCUGAAUCGUUAGCCACAAGAAGAGCAAUACGUGCUUAGUGGAUAACUCCCUUGAUUUUGGCAUUGAGCUACUUUUCUUAAAGAAGCCACAAUUCUAAGAGGGAAAAUCUCAGAACAUAGGCACAUAAAAAAACAAAACAAAAAGUAAUGCGAUUUAUAAUGUGUGCUCAGAAUUAUUCAGGUUUUGCAAAUCUAAUAAUAUUAAAAACAGCAACCUAACUCUAACUCUAAUUGAUUUCUCAAGUCAUUCAAGAACCUGUUACCUUUGCAUCCCUCAGAAUCCCUGGGUAACAUGCUUUAAUAGGGAUUUUGUUUUUUUUAACGGAAAAGAUACUGUACUUGACUCCAAUAUUAAUGCAGGGUCGGAUGUUUUUGGUUACAAAUAUCACAAGGUAUUAGGCCUAUGUGUGUAGGGGAGACUUAAUGGUUUUUUUUCUUUGAUAUUGGUUUUAAUGCAUGUAUCUAUAUAAAUGUGUGAAAAAUGGGUAGUAAACCAAUUGUAGAGACUGGGUUUACAAGCGAUGUGCCACCUGACAAAACUAAGAUUAAAGCUACUUUUAGUUUAAUGCGAUCUGUACCGUUUAUGGUAAUUUUUGAAUGAUAAAAAAUAUUUAUUGCUCCAGACUGACUGUUUUAGUUUAAAAUUUACAAUGUGUUUGAGCCUCCAGAAUUUCUAAUUCAUUGCAUAAAUGUCCCUGAAAUGAAUUUGAAUACAGCAAUGAGUUUAAUAGGAUUAUCCAAUACGCUGGAAUUGUCGUGUAUUGAUCAGUAAAUUAAAAAACUGUAGACCCAAAUUGUGUCCUAGAAAUGUGCAAUCCUAGAAUAAAUAGCCCUGCAUAUGUGUUUAUUGUAGACCUUGUCAACCCAUUUCCCUAAUGUAUAGGAUUCGGUUUUUUUAAACCAUGUCACACAUAAUUGUUAUAAAUAUUUAGCAUGUCCGCAUCUCCUAGUUUAUAUAAAUGGUGUUUAGUAAGGCAUUACAGACCAUUUAAUGAGUGACAGUUAUAACCGCUUCUUUCGGAGACUGAGAAGAUUCAAGGAUGAAUAAUCACUUUCAAUGUCCUAUGCAAAUUCUAGGCAGUAUAUUUUUAACCUCAGUUCUGAAUUCUAUACAAGGACACUGCUGUGUUCGUGCUUGCAACCUAAUCAUGUCUAACUUGUCAAGCCUCAAAUAAAAGUUGCAAGGGCAAAUACAGUACAGUUGUUAAAGCAGGUGUGUGCAGAAGGGUCAUGGGAAUUAUAGUUAUAAUAGUGAAAAAGACUGCAUUAAUCCCAUCCAUACCAACAACGUAUUGUUUAGAAACUUUGUUUAAUUUUGAAAGAAAAUUAAUUUAAGAAUCAAUUUAAAUAAAAUAUCCCCUGCAUCCACCAUGACCCUAACCUGGCACAGAAAUUAAUUUUCGCGUUGGGGCUACAGUCAAUACUUUUACCUUUUACUUAGGAUCUGUUGGUCUGACUGCCAAUCUAUUUAUGGACUUAUAUAGUGUAUGAACAGCGAGAUCUGAUUCUAUGCACUCAAAUUAUUCACAUGAUUCAUAACAUUCAAGAAAUGUUAUUCAGUUAUAAAAGGCUAUUGAUAUUUUUAUUGGAUUGCAAAGUAAGCUACACUUUAUUAUCUAAGUAUUUCAACAAAUAAAUGGAAAAAACCCACAUAAAACCAGCAUCUGUAAAUUUGACUGAUUUUCGAGUUUAUGCAACCCAGCAAGAACCUAUGUACAAAUUUACUGUUUUGACCUAAUGUCAAAUAAUGAAGGUUAUGCCUGUAUUUUUCUUACAAAAGAACCCUCAGUAAUGAAGGCUGUAAAAAAAUGCAUUUUAUUCUUUAUAUUUUGCAAUAUGCGAAUGCCCAGACUGAUUGUCUAUAGCAAACUUCUUAAUUGUUUUUAUUUUUUAUAUAACCAAAAAAUUAAAGGACCACUAUAGGCACCCAGACCACUUCAGCUUAAUGAAGUGGUCUGGGUGCCAGGUCCAGCUAGGGUUAACCCUUUUUUUUAAAUAAACAUAGCAGUUUCUCUUGACAGCCGCUAGAGGCGCUUGCGUGCUUCUCACUGUGAUUUUCACAGUGAGAAGACGCCAGCGUCCAUAGGAAAGCAUUGAGAAUGCUUUUCUAUGGACUUGCUGAAUGCUCGCGCAGCUCCUGCCGUGCAUGCGCAUUCAGCCGAAGAGGAGGAGAAGAGGGAGGAGAGGAGGAGGAGAGCUCCCCGCCUGGCGCUGGAAAAAGAGGUAAGUUUAACCCCUUCCUCUCCCCAGAGCCCGGCGGGAGGGGGGCACUAUAGUGCCAGGAAAACUAAUAUGUUUUCCUGGCACUAUAGUGGUCUUUUAAGAUCUUGUUUUCAUACCUAGGGAGAUACUCACUUACCUUUCCUGUUGUAUAUUUGCGUUGAAAUAGUGAAUGGGGUAAUAUUCUUUUCAGAGAAUAUUUUCUCAUUUUGAAUCCUAGGAUUUAGUUCACCCUUUUGUCAGUUAAGGAGUUAAUGACAAUAAUGAAUGUGCGUGAUAAACACUCCUGAUUCAUUGUUUCUUCCCAUCAAGGUAAUCAUGCAUCCUUUAAAACCUCGCAUAUCUAUGGUUAGAGGAUCUGCGUAUAUAAUCAUCAUAUGGAUAAUGGCAAGUUGUUUCUCUCUUCCACAUGCGAUCUACCAAAAACUGUUCACCUUUGAAUACAGGUAUUUAUAUGGUCUAUUGUAUAUCCUAAAUAAGGGACAGAUGCAGACAUUCUAUGACUUUCAAUGUCUCUAUCAGAAUAUUUGAGUAAAAAACUUGCUAUUAAGAAAGCUUGAUAAAAGAUAUCACCAAGAUCAUGUCUCCAAUAAUACAUUUCUUAUUGAGUUUCAGCCUUGAGUUGAAAAUGGUGUGGUUGACUUUGCAAGCCAGUUGCCACUUUAUAAAAUAAUGAGAAGGCUAAUUUGGCUAACUUUGAAAUGCCAGGUGUUUUGGAUUUUGCACUACACUUCCGUGAAGGUGCUCUGAGCAUCGUGGGAAAUGUAGUUUGCAAGCAUCUGAUAUGCCAAGAAUACUCAACAUUGUGCAAUGCUAUGUUUGGCUUUCCCUGUAUUCAUCCCCAGAGGAUGUGCCCAUAGUGGAGGUUAGAAAUACAUGCAAUUUCUGUGACAGAGCAUUUAUAUUAGUAUAUGUACAGUUCUGAAUGGUUUAACGUUUCCAUUGGAAACAUGAUAGCGUUUUAUACAUUGCACAAGUGCUAGAUUGCCAGUUACGUGCAUGCCAAUCUGCACCUCAUAUUCAAACUUAACUAUAUUGGAAUCUGUCUCAUAAAUUCUCAUUGCUAUAGACAUAAAGAGAAAAUAAUAAGAGUAGAGAAUAGGAAACCUGUUUCUUUCAAAUGCAUUUGUCUUUUAUAGAGAGGACCCCCUUGCUUUGAUAAAAGCUUGUGUACAGUGUCACAUGACAUGGAAAGGAGCCAAAAACAUUAGGAUUCACCCAAAAUGGGAUCGUGCUGUGCAGCUUCCUUGUUCUUGCAUCCACAAUGUUCUCCAUCUUUAUUGACAAACCUGUAGGUUGAGAUGUAGACAGCUGUCUUUAGGGAGUAAGUGACACAACAGAUGCCAAUCUCUGUUUGCUGCUCAAUCGCCAGUUUGUGGCGGCCAAGCCUUGGGCACGGAUGGGCAGCGCCCUGAAACACUUCCAGGGUUCCUUUGUGAAAAUUUCAGUCCACUGUAUGAGCGGUACUCAAGUGCUGUGCACCCUCACGGGUUGUCCCGCUGUGGAACUUAUAUACAUCUAAAGGGCGUAAACAUAGGGCAACACAGGAAUAUCAAAAUAUGGCACUUGUUUUAAAAAUAAUAUAAAAAUCACCUGGUUUAUUAAGCGAAGAAAACUUAAAAGAUUAAUUUAAAGUCAAAGUUACAAGGAAACUUAAUGAGGCAAGAAUGUAGAGUUAAAAUUAAUUAUGAGAUUAAUAAUAAUAAAAAAAGGCAAUAAAGAAGCAAAGUUCUAAUAGGUUGAAAAUAUUAUGUGGAUACAUUUUCUUGACAUCUGAUUUACAAAAAAAAGUUUUAUUAACUAUAAACAAGAGUAUAUUGGUCUCUAAGGAAACAUUCUGAGAAUUUGAUUGCAACUUGGAUGAUGUGUUCGUAUUUAAAAAAGCAACAACAAUGUUCCAAGAUAUAUUAUUGCUGUAGAAGAAUGCCCUUUGGGUAUCAAUGAUCUAGAUCUACGGAGUUUAGCAUGUAAUAUUUAUCAACGAGAACACCUGAAACAUUAUGGGUACAUCAAGGAAUCAUCAUGGUUUGACAGUGAGGAAUGAGGGUUUGUGCUCAGAUCUCACGGCGGACGAGCAAACUAAGUGAUUUCAAUUUAAAAAAUGCAUAACAAUCUCAGCAGAAAAGAUUAAAUGUGCUUGGUUGGUUAGUUUGAGAUCCCCCAGGUAGGCUUUCAUUCCUCAGUCAUCAGCCAUCCUUACGAACAUUGAAUAUGGCAGACUACGAGAGCAUAGGGAAGUGCUUUAUAACCAGUCCGACAAUGGACGUUUGGUCACGGAAGUGGUAGAGCAUCGAAAGGAUCCUUUCAACAUAGUGACCCAUUGAAUCCAGAGAAUGCAAAUCCGUGAUAAUUUCUAAAACACGAAUAAACUCUGCAAGUGCUUUUUUAAUUGCCCCUAAUAACUGCCUUGUCUGUGUAAGAGCUCGCUUUGUGUAGACACAUCUGCAUUUCUACAUUACUCUACAACUAUCGCAUUUUGCUCCUCUCACACCUUGAGGAAGUCCAACCCAGGAGAGAGCUAAGUGAAAGAAACCUUAUUGCACUCAUUGUACUUUUCCUGAUUGUUAUUAAAUGAACACUUCAAGCACCAUAACCACUACAGCACGUUGUAGUGGUUCUGGUUUAGGAGUGCCCAAUUGUAAGUAGUCCAACCUAUCGUAAGCAGUUCAACCGGUGUCUGUUGGGUGCAGCUCCCCUCAUCCACUACUUCCCAUCGAGAGCUGGAAGCUCCUAAGCAUGAUAAACCCCGCAAUGCAGGGCUUAGCUCUUGCUCUCAUUAUACUCUACAAAAAAAGCAAUUUAGGCAGGGAGUGAUUCCUGGUAGACCCCAGGUUAGAAGUCAAACUAUUCUAGUAUUAUUUCACGUUUUUAUUUUUUUCUUGCAAAGGGGGACCACCAAAGCACUCCUGGCACCAUAUCCACUGUAGUGGUUAUGGUGCAUGCAGUGUUGUUUUUAACUCACUCACCGCAUUGGCCUCCUUCAUCUCUGCUGAAAACUAUGUGAAAAAACGAUUUCCUUAAGUUACAUAAAGUCAUAGCAGUAACGACAGAGACAUCUUCAUAUGAAAUAAGGCUGCUAUCUAAUUAUUUUGAACUCCUAGAAGAACAAAUAGCUUUGAACUGUCUUUCAUUUGCAGUAAUUAUGUCUAUACCACAAUAAUUAAAAAUCUGCUUCAAAAUAAAAUAAAUAGAUUUAGAAAUUGUGACGCAAAACUCCUCAAAGGUUUAAUGAGGAAAGCAAAAGUGUCAUAAUUAUUUUGACUACCAUGCCAAGUGUAUGCUUUUUCCGAUUUUUUUCUUUAAAGUUAAUGCUAUUUGCAGUCAUGAUCCUGAGCCAGUUAGCAAGUUACUUGCUAAUUAUUUACAGCAUAGAAAUAUUGAUUUUUAUUAAUUGGUGCGUCUGAUGUUUAUUUUGCAAAGGCAGGCUGGCAAGGAUCACUCUGGGGUCAUUUUAUUAACUAAAAUGUCUAUGAAUUCAAAGUGAAUUUCAAGUCCUACGCCAAUAUAAUCAAACUGGAAACAUAGCUGAUUAAGAUAUUUUUUUUCUAAAUCAGCUAUUUCAGCCUAAAUUUAAAUUAUCUUUGAAUUUAUGACACUUCAGUUAACAACAGGGCAAGAGAGCUAGAAUCAGACGUAAAUCGUAAAUCAGAUAUGCCCAAGAUUAGCUCGAGUUAAGGGGCAGCAUCUCUUUGAAGUGUUCUUUAAAGCAAGUAGGAUAAAGAUAUAGAACCUCUACCCAACGCGUUUCAUUUUUAUCAGAUGCUGUUGAUAUCUUUUUUAAAAGCCUGCAUGUAUAAUUUUUUGAGACAGAAUACUUAUCAAGCAUGAUCUUACAAUCCAACCUUCUCCCUUGCAAAGCAAACUGAAGUAACUUCACCCACCAGAACAUGUCUACAACUCCAAACACCUAUUCAUUACAUUCACUACUUCUAGUGAAUUUACAAUCACUAAUUAAUCUAACUAAUCUGCCUCCCAUAUCAUAUUGAAUUAAUGGCUGAAAUAAAAAUUUGUUUCUAAAACGUGUUCACUCCCUUACUCACUUUAAACUCACAUUUACUUUUUCUCACCAAAGUUUGCUCUCCUUUGUCAAUGAAAUAAUGUUUCUGCACUUGUUCUGUUCCUUCUUCCUGUCACUUUAAACACAUCUCUUCAAAUGUUACCUGUUUCAUCUUCCUCUUUCCUAAACUAAUGACCCAUCCGUAACUACCGUCUUUAAAUUAUGCCAUUUUUCUAAUGUCUUUCAAACAUACAUUUAUCAUUCAUCUCUCCCCACCAUACAAUCUCCGUACACAAACACCCACGCAUUUUGAAAAUAUAUCUUUUAGAUUACUUUACUUAAGGAGCACUUUAAGUACCAAAACAAAUUGAACAAGGUUUAUAGAUAUUGGUCUAAAUAAUUGCCUAUAUUUAUGACCAAUUUUGUAUCGUUUUGGAAAAGAAUGUUUUGCUGCGUUUGAAUUAUAGCCCUGCUUCCUUUGUCCUACCUUCCAAUAAUAAAAUGCUUCGUUCUUUCUAAUGCCUGUACUACUGUAAAGCUCCCUCUCUGUCCCUUCCUCCUAACCUGCAGUGAUGUAUUGCACAGUAGUACAUCAUUAGUGGACACAGCAAAGCUCUUUGGGAGUUGUAGUCCACUUAACAGCUUUCAUAAGUAGAUAGUUGAAAUACUGAACUUCAAAUCCCAGAAUUCUUUUUUAGUAAUUGUAAAAUCCCACCUUAUAUAUUUUGUACCUUUUCUUGCAAAUGUCCCAUCUUUAUAAUCUCACCUAUCCUUACUUCAUAAUGCUUCUCUUUCUUUUGAAACUGCUGGGAAAUAUAAUUGACCUCCAUAGCGGUGGAAUACAUCAAUGGGUAGGAUUAAAUAUGCAUGCAAUACCAAUUAUAGCUAUAACAGUGGCACUCAGAAGUUUUAAUACAGAUUAAAAUUUACUGGACGUAAUGGGAAUAUAUAUAUAAUUAUAAACCAUUCAUUUAAUUCCCUUAUACAAAAAAAAAUACAAAUCAUUAAAACCUUAAUAUAAAAUUCUAAACUAUUGACACAAUCUAAAAAAAUAGUAUUUCUGAAAUUUGUGCGUAAAGUGUAGCAGUGUGGGGAAAAAAAAAAUUAACCUUACUUAUUCAUUGCAGUGAAGAGAAUGUCCGAAGCUUGUGUCUCCCAGAUUUCCCUGAACCUUCUGACCUUUUCUGGAAGUAUCUGGAUUUGGCAACCUUCAUCCUGCUCUACGUUCUGCCUCUGUUAAUUAUCUCCGUGGCCUACACAACAGUAGCAAAGAAAUUGUGGUUGAGGAAUGCCAUAGGAGACGUGACGACCGAGCAGUUUUUUGCACUCCGUCGAAAGAAGAAAAAGACCAUUAAGAUGCUGAUGUUGGUGGUUGUCCUCUUCGCUGUUUGCUGGUUUCCUUUAAACUGCUACGUUGUUCUCCUUUCCAGCCAAACCAUUCGCACUAACAAUGCUAUUUACUUUGCAUUUCAUUGGUUUGCAAUGAGUAGCACCUGUUACAACCCAUUCAUAUACUGUUGGCUGAAUGACAAAUUUAGGUCAGAAUUGAAAGCCUUGUUGAACAUGUGCAAGAAACAGACUGGUCCACAUGCUGUGCUUCCUUCUACUGUCCCAUCCUAUAGGUUGGCAUGGCCUGAAAGCAAGAGUUACAAAAGGGCAGUUGUCUCGCACACCUUACCAUCAUCUUCUAACUUCAACUCUGGAAAGACAGAUAUCUCAGCAGUGGAACCAAUUGUAUCUGUUGGCUGAUGUCCCACACAAAAGAACUAGCUGCAGGUACAAGCUACAUGAGCUUGAGAAGCAGUCAUUUGUGUGAUAGCGUAAAAACAACAUGAUAUGGAGCAAAAUCUGAGACAUGACAUUUGAAUGAUAAAAUUACUGCCAAUUUCAAGUAAUUAUAUAAGCAUAUUGGUCACUGUGUGAAACUGUGUUAAGGUCAACAUGAAAGAGAGGUUCCGUGAGGGUCCGAGCUAGGAGACAAUGUGUAUUGCAUUUAGUUACAAGGAUAGAAAGUGUUAUUACAUUGCUUUGCUUUGGAGCUAUUUUUUAUACCAUGCCAUGCACCAAAUGAAGAAUUAAACAAAAACAUUCAUGACAAAAAUAAAAUAAUUACAUUUUCUUGACAUAUAAAGAAUAUGGUUCUAGUAUUAGUGGUCCGGAUAGUAGACUUCAAUGUGAUGUUUAUGAAAUUCAGUUCCACUUCCACCUCUGGGAACAAACAAACUACUUCACAUGUUUUUAAUUCCAUCCUCUUUAGUGCACACAUGGUUAUGGCUGUCAUGGGACCAUAAGGCUGCAGAUAUAUAUUCAUUUGUCUGAGUUUUUAAUGAAAUCUAUUUGACCAAGUCACACUUUAUUUGAGAGUUAUGUUGUUAAAUAGCC